Messenger RNA from Pneumocystis jirovecii RU7, 1479 nucleotides. RefSeq names its product ubiquitin-specific protease UBP6. The coding region runs from base 1 to 1479 and encodes 492 amino acids. The record is from RefSeq and is a predicted model, not a curated record. Gene Ontology annotation, biological process: regulation of proteasomal protein catabolic process; protein deubiquitination; proteasome-mediated ubiquitin-dependent protein catabolic process. NCBI's taxonomy places the organism in Eukaryota, Fungi, Ascomycota, Pneumocystomycetes, Pneumocystales, Pneumocystaceae. Gene Ontology annotation, molecular function: proteasome binding; cysteine-type deubiquitinase activity; protein binding. The transcript has 10 exons.
AUGGGGUUAAUUCCAAGUAAAUCGUUUUCUACGUUAGUUUGUGUAAAAUGGCAAGGUAAACGGUUUGAUUUAGAAAUUGAAGAAUCAGAGUCAGUAUUGGUAUUUAAAUCACGAUUGUAUAGUCUUAGCGGUAUUCCAUGUGAAAGACAAAAGAUUCUUGGAUUGAGCAAGAAGAAGAUCAAAGAUGAAUCCAUUCUUUCAGAAUUUAAUAUUAAGCCAUAUACUACAGUUAUGUUGGUUGGAUCAGCAGAGACGCCAUCUGAAGCUCCAUGUGAACAACCAGUCUUUUUGGAGGAUAUGAAUGAAUCUGAAUUAGUGAAGAUGCUUUCGGUGCCUUCUGGGCUCACGAAUCUGGGAAACACAUGUUAUAUGAACUCGACAUUGCAAAUGCUCAAAUGCAUGCCAGAGCUCCAAGAUGAGCUGGAAAAAAUUUUACAAAAUAAAUCAUGGAAACUUGAUAAAUCAGGAGCUAUGAUAGAAUCUCUUGCAGAUGUUUUCCGGAAUAUGAAUACACAAAAAAGUUUUUCUCCAUAUGUAUUUCUAGGAUGUCUUAGACUUGUAUUUCCUCAGUUUGCAGAAAAAGAUCGUGUCCACGGCGGGUUUUCACAGCAAGAUGCAGAAGAGUGUUGGUCACAAUUGAUUCAGAAUCUACGAACACAUAUGCCUAAAAAUGAUAAUUCUUUAUCUUUUGUUGAAAAAUAUAUGUUAGGAACAGUUAUUAAUGAAAUGAAAUGUAACGAAACUCAAGAUGAGCCACCUAUUGUUUCUAAAGAGGAUUUUUUCAAGUUAAAUUGUCAUAUCGGGAUGAAUACCAAUUAUAUGAUUGAUGGUUUGAAGGAAGGUUUAAAAGAGAUAAUUAGUAAACAUUCAGAAGUUUUAAAUAGAGAAGCUACAUUUACAAAAACUUCUAGACUUUCUAGACUUCCGAAAUAUUUAACAGUUAAUUUUGUGAGAUUUUUUUGGAAAUUAUCUAUUCGCAAAAAAGUAAAAAUUUUACGAAAAGUAAAGUUCCCCUUUGAAUUAGAUAUAUGUGAAUUAUGCGUGGAUGAAUUGAAAUCUAAAUUGGUUCCAGUAAGAGAUGUACUGCGUAAUAUAAAUAAAAGCAUAGAAGAGAAAAAUGCUAGGAAGAAAGCAAAAAUUCAAGUAGAAAAUAAUACCGAUAAUCAUUUGGAAAAGCUUUUAAACGAAAUGAUUAAAGAAUUAUGGAAUCUUGUUGAUCCUAAGUCUAUUGACGAUGGCUCAAAUGUAUCCGGUCUUUAUAAUUUAAUAGGAAUUUUAACACAUUCUGGAGUAUCUGCUGAUUCAGGACAUUAUCAAGCAUGGAUUAAGAUACCCAAUUCAUCUGAUUGGUACCAAUUUAAUGAUGACGAUGUUACAGUUGUGCCUCAAUCUAAAAUAGAGACAUUAGAUGGUGGCGGUGAGAACGAUACAGCGUAUAUUGCUUUAUAUUCUGCUGUGGCAUUACCUAAUGCUAUUUGA